AUGGCUAUCAGGCCAUCGAUGGCGAAGCUUCUAGCCUUGCCACCCACCCUGAGAAGGGCCGUCUUCUCAGCGGCAACGUCGUCGGUCACGAACCCCGAGAUAUACGAUCUUGUUUGCGUAGGAGGAGGUCCGGCUGGACUGUCUCUGGUAUCAGCCCUGCGAUCGAAUCCAUCGACGAAGAACCUCAAAAUUGCCCUGAUCGAUGGGCAAGAUAUCACGACUACCCGCGAGCCUAACGAUCCGAACGCUUUCUCGAAUCGAUGUUCCUCCUUGACGCCCUCGUCGGUACGCUUUUUGAAGGAGAAUGGAGCGUGGGAUCAUGUCAAUGUCUCGAGAAUACAGCCGUAUCAUGGCAUGGAUGUGUGGGAUGGAGUGAGUGGGAGCAAGAUACAGUUUGAUCCCGCAGAUCGGAUUGGUGGGAGCAUUCUGGACACCAUUGCACAGGCAAUACCGGGAAGUCGACUGAGUGAGAGCAGAAAGAAGUAUGAGCUAGGGAGGGAUACGCAUGUGGCGACAAUGUGUGAGAAUGCGAACUUGACAUCCGCUCUCGUGCAUCGAUUGCGGGAGACGGCACUUGAGUUUGAGAUUCUGGAUAAGACGCGGGUGGAAUCUAUCCAGCUGGGGCCUGAACCACAGGAUGAGACGUCGCUGGAUCUAUCGCAAUGGCCGAUUGUUACUCUGCCGGGAGACAGGAACAUUGCAGCACGCCUGCUUGUGGGUGCAGAUGGCGCGAAUAGCCCCGUACGCCAAUUCGCGGGUAUCUCUAGCCACGGCUGGGAUUAUGGCCAACACGGUGUUGUUGCCACCCUGCAGCUCAACCAGACGUUCGGCGAAGACGAGCUGCGUACAGCGUACCAACGCUUCUUGCCGACUGGCCCAAUCGCUCUUCUGCCCUUACCUGGAAAUAAAGCCAGCCUGGUCUGGUCUACAUCAGCAGCACUCGCCUCGAAGCUGAAGCAACUUUCACCUGCAGACCUCGUCACCAUGGUCAACGCUGCGUUCCGUCUCAUGGCCGUCGAUCUCAAUUACAUGCUUACCGACGCAUCUUGCAAUGUCGAAGAAGAACUCAAGUGGCGAGAGCCAAACACAAAGGCUACGGAAACUGGUCUGCCAUCUUACUUCCCGCGUAUCACCGGUGUCCAAGAAGGCACCGUCGCAUCAUUCCCACUCCGCAUGCGCCACGCCUCGACAUACACAGGCCACCGCGUCGCCCUAAUCGGAGACGCCGCACACACCGUCCACCCACUCGCCGGCCAAGGUCUCAAUCUAGGUCUUGCCGACGCCGAGUCUCUCGCCAAGAUCAUCGGCAGAGGUGUAGAACAUGGCAUGGACAUCGGCAGCUGCUGGUGUCUGGAUGACUAUAAUGCUGAGCGCUGGGCGGCGAAUAAUGCUAUGCUUGGGGUGGUGGACAAGUUGCAGAAGUUGUAUUCGGCUAGUUCUGGACCGGUGGUGUGGGGGAGGAGUCUUGGGUUGGAUAUUGUUAAUAGGCUGGGUCCGCUGAAGGGUGCGUUGAUGGGUGCUGCUUCUGCGAGCUAA
Molecule: messenger RNA, 1536 nt
Organism: Zasmidium cellare ATCC 36951
Lineage: Eukaryota; Fungi; Ascomycota; Dothideomycetes; Mycosphaerellales; Mycosphaerellaceae
Exons: 1
Coding region: 1-1536 (511 amino acids)
Biological process (GO): ubiquinone biosynthetic process
Cellular component (GO): mitochondrion
Molecular function (GO): 2-octaprenyl-6-methoxyphenol hydroxylase activity; FAD binding; oxidoreductase activity, acting on paired donors, with incorporation or reduction of molecular oxygen, NAD(P)H as one donor, and incorporation of one atom of oxygen
Source: RefSeq, a predicted model, not a curated record